CUCAUCAUCCCCCUUCACACACAGGCACACACACACAGAGAGAGACACACACACUCGCUCACGUUGAGCGGACAGGACGCUUACCUGCGCAGUUCACAGCAACAGCGGAGGCGAGCACCAUCGGCGUCUCGUUGCGUUUCAACGCGGCCAAGUCAAGGCACGAGACGGACGUGAGACAGCUGACCCGGUGACAUUCCACGAUGGGAGCCGGGACCAGAUCUGAUGGUGGUGGCGGCGGCGGCGGCGGCGGCGGCGGGGUCACCUUGGCCAUGCACGUCAUUGGGUUUGCACUGUCCACGCUUGGCUUUGGCCUCACGGUGAUGGUCAUCUAUCUCAACUGCUGGAGCAUCUACAGCCACGGGCCCGGCACCUACAUGCAGAGCGGCCUGUGGAACAUCUGCGUGAGGAAUGCCAGCACGGAGCGCGGCGAGGUCUGCAGGCAGUUCUACACGGCGUUGUCGCAGCCCAGGUUCUUCCAGGUGGUGCGUGCACUGAUGCUCAUGGCCGUGGCGGUGGGCGCCAUCGCGCUCUUCGUCUCCACGCUGGGCACGGCGUGCGCCCGCCGCUUCAGCGAGCACGCCAGCACCAAGACCAAGCUGACCUGUGCUGGCGGUGCCCUGUGGCUGCUCUCGGGUCUCUGCGUGAUGCUGGCCGUGUCCCUUUACGCCAACUUCGUCGUGAAACAGCUGUACAACCCGCUGGAGCCCUACGGCGUUCGGUUCUCGUUCGGUGCUGCGCUGUACACCGGCUGGCUGGCCGGCGCCUUCAUCGUCAUCGGCGGCGCGCUCAUGGUUGCCGUAUUCUUCAGGAAAAAUUCCCUCCGGACGACGUACAGAUUCGUCAUCACUGACAUCAUCGCGUCCCCUUAAGGAGCAGGCGAACCGACAGCCCACGCUCGCAGAGGACACUUCUAGACCGGGCGGAGAGAGGUUCAAGUUCCCACACUCAUCCAACCCUCGUCCUCAAAGGCGGCUAAGGGAGCAGCAAUGCCGCCUUAACCGCGCGGCAAACACAGAGCACCAUUGGACUAACGGUUGUUUACCGCCGGGCUCGGUGAGCGUGGUCCUUCCAACCCAUCCGUCUGUUCGUGGCUUGGAAUGUCACGGAUUCAUUUGAACUCUUUCCCGUUGCCGAGGCAUCAGCAAUUUGCAGGGCGUGGGGGGGGGAGGUCCCCGUUUACCGCUGAAUCUCGGGACGCGCGAGCGGUUCGCCGUUAAUUUCAUUUAGAGGGGGCAUAGUAGCGCCGUUGUUUUUUCAGGUAUCGUUACUCGCCGCAGAGAACCGCAGCGACGCGACCUGCCGCCACUGUGCCGCACGCCCUCCCGCGUGGCCUUUCACUUCCGAUUCCGUUCCAAUGACGUGCGCGUACGUACACGCGCGUCAUUGGAAUGGGAAAGGUUUUAAGAGAGCUGCGCGCGUCCUGAUGUGUUCUUGCUGGGCGUCGCGCGUUGUUGCUUGACACGCGCGACGUUUCCGCCCGCGCACUGGGAGCUUCUGCAGGAGGCGAAUAUUUCCGAGCGGCCUGUUGUUCGGCAUCGAAGUCUCGGCCACUUCGCUUUCACGUGUUUUGUGGAAGCUUCUUCGGUCACUGUUGGUCCAGUUCACGACGCGCCUGGAGCGGAAGGUCGGGAUGAUGUGGCCAAACGACACGCUGUAACAACUUCGAUAACACGUCGGAGCGUGCGGGGCAAACGCGGAAACCUACCCAGUAGAAUGUGCGCUGCGGGAUUCCUGAUGUAUGUUAAGUAAAUGUUUCAUUUCAUUGCAAUAUAUAGCACAUGUAUAUAGCAAAUACACGGGUACAAAUUAGCAAAUGGCGAAUGAUAUGCUUUUGUGAUUUCAGGCCGAAGUGUGUAUAGUAGGAACUGUGAUAGUGAUAAAUUAUUUUAGGAAAACUAUUUAAUAUUUAAUUUGCCCCCUCUUUUCGCUCCUCCGAUGAAGACCGCUUGUGUUUCGAUCGAAAUGUCGUGGGUUUCUAUUUGUACAUUAUAAAUGUUAUUAUCUUUUAUUUAAUUUUAGUAUCGUUAAUUCUCAUGCGUACUUAUCACGUAAACCACCAUAAUUUAUUAAACCUGAUUUGCAAUGUCCAUAAUGAUUUUGUACCUGAUUAGUGUCACUGUGGAGAAUUUUCAGUUCCAAAAUAAAUAAGUAGACCUUACAUCUGUUCCUCCACGUAAUUACAGUUGAUCAUCGAUUAUCCGGCUUCCAACAUUAUCCGGCGAUCCCGGACCGAUCCGGCAAACCGGCAAAAACCGCUCCAGUCAGGCAUUCGUCAAACACACAUGGUUGUUGAAACAAGAACGUAGUACCUACAUCACCGCACGCGUAGUCUUCGAGAUUGGAGUGGCAAGUACUGCAACAGUAAAUACGGUAACUUUUUUACAGUAGGAUAUUCAUUUCUUGUCUAUUUGUACGUUUAUUUAUGCCAAUUUCAUAUAGUGAACACAUUUAAACACGCGAAAAAAUAUACAAAACACCUAAAACAUAAAAUGUGGCACCCAAAUCCCCCCGAAGCCACCGGAUAAUGCAUUACAUGAGCCACAUGGCCUUCUCGUCACAAGCAUUGGCUCGAGCAAACUUGGCCGCUGAUGAGGCACCGAAUGUAAAAACCAGUUUAGAGUUUGCCGCAUUGAACCGAUGUUGAUGAAACGAUGCAUUCUCAGAAGGCGGUAUAUCUGAUGAGUUGUGCAAAACAUCACCGUUUCUUUUUUUUAAACGGAGGGACAGAUAUUCGAAGGAGGCAUAUUUUCAACUGAUUUACUUUGUGCGUACGUGUUUAUAUUCGUGAUUGAGGAUAGGAAUGUAUACUGUUAUCUUUAACAGUUAACGAUUGUACCUAAAUCAUCGUCGUCAGCCAUGGCCAGUCCACGAGUGGAUGAAGGCCUCCACAUGCUGUGUGCGUCUUGGGGGGCGGAGGUUGAUUGACUACACUUCCCCAAGCUCAUCAGCAUGGCUUGGUGAAGGUGAGGGAGCAUAGCAGACUUUGCUGCGCCGUGCUCUAAGUCGCUCUCGCAAGCCCCUAUACCAACCUGCUUUUGUACAGAGGUCGACCAUCCACACUCGCAAGUGCUGUUACCGAUUGCCCACGAAGGCCGACAUGGCAAUGGUGUGGCCAAAACCACACAUGUCUCCUUCAUUGGUGUGUUGUUUACACACCGCGCCAGGUACUGCACUGGUUUAAGGCUGAGUCUACCUAGGGAAGGCCCAGGACCGGUUCAUAUACCACUCGCCACUGAUGUUGGUCGUGAGCGGGAAUCGAACUGCCACUCUUCCAGACACUCGCCACUCACUCGGCAAGGUUGCUGCAAUGCAAUGGUAAUAUUUUUUUUAGAUGAUUAUUGCGAUCCGUAAUAGAGUUUUUUUGGGGUUAGACCGCUGAUCAAUAAGGGUUGUCACUUAAAGAAACGUGGCAAUUCUUUACUAGUUCAGCACACAGCGGUGUGUUGGAGAGUAAACGAACAGAAUUUACAAUUGCAAACCUUACCAAUUAAUGGUGCCGGGUGGCUAUGGGUUUAACGACGCAUUCAUAUUUAAGUGAUCUAACCCAAACAACUUCUACGUAUUAAACUGGUUAUUGCAAUAUCCGUUGCCCAUAACUUUGUAUUAUCAUGUUAUCGUCUUGUUUUUGUGCUUUGCUGUACUACCAAGUACAAAUAAAGACUUGAAAAGAUCUUCAACUGCAGUUCACUCAAUAUAAGCACGAACAACCAUCAUUGUGCGUUUCCUAGAAGUACAAUAUAUCCAUAAAAUAUGUUUUUUUUGGGUUAGAUCGCAUAAAUUGCAAUGUGUCCAUAAAUCCGCCAAAACAUAUCCAAUUCGUUACUAGUUCAGCAUGCCGGUGUUCGCUGAUUGGUGAUGCUGGUUGUUGUAAUUACUGGCGAAACGUCACAGUAAUCGAAUUGUAAAUGUAGUGGGUUUACUCUCUAACACACCGGUGUGCUGAACUAGUAACGAAUUGGCCACGUCCGUUUACGUGACAAACCUUACUCGGUGGCUGUUUCGUGUGGUGGCGAGUUUCACGACGCAUUUAUAUUUACGCGCUCUAACCCACCAAACCACUAUUAUGGAUAAUAUUGGAUGGGGCAAUGCGUACGAAUGAUCCUCCCUACUCUCACUGGACA
Molecule: messenger RNA, 4121 nt
Organism: Lethenteron reissneri (Far Eastern brook lamprey)
Lineage: Eukaryota; Metazoa; Chordata; Hyperoartia; Petromyzontiformes; Petromyzontidae
Product: claudin-1-like
Cellular component (GO): bicellular tight junction; membrane
Molecular function (GO): structural molecule activity
Source: RefSeq, a predicted model, not a curated record